This is a messenger RNA of Calidris pugnax (ruff), 4471 nucleotides long. It is a transcript of the gene QTRT2, whose product is annotated as queuine tRNA-ribosyltransferase domain containing 1. NCBI's taxonomy places the organism in Eukaryota, Metazoa, Chordata, Aves, Charadriiformes, Scolopacidae. Gene Ontology annotation, molecular function: tRNA-guanosine(34) queuine transglycosylase activity. The record is from RefSeq and is a predicted model, not a curated record. Bases 26 to 1297 code for a protein of 423 amino acids. The transcript is spliced from 8 exons.
CGCGCCCGUGCCGUUGGCCGCGAGGAUGAAGCUGAAGCUGUGCGGGGCCGGCGGCGGGCGGCUGGGGACGCUGGCGGGGCUGGGCAGGAGCGGGGCCGCCGCCCUGGCGCUGCCGGGCUGCCUGCUCUACACGCGGACCGGCUCAGCCCCGCACCUCACCCGCGACACCCUGCAGGCCGUCCGCGGCGUCCCCGCCGUGGCCCAGCUCACCCUGCCCGCCCUGGCAGAACUUCAUGAGGUCCUGGAAGAAUAUAAAGAAGGAGCUGCAAAAUUUAUAGGUAUGCCCGAUGUGGUGCUGUACUGCUCCCUUCAUGACCCUGUUUCUCCCUGUCCAUCUGGCUACAACACGAACAAGACAGUAUCCCUAUGGGGGAACUCGGGACGCAUGGAAAUGACAGCUUCCAAGUUCAUGGACAUACAGCGAGCCAUCCAGCCAGACUGGUUCCAGUGCAUCUCUGAUGGAGACACGAUUUCUGGGGAAGUUGGUAGAAAAAGGGCCAAGAAGUCUGUGGAUAGGUCGCUUUCCUUCCUGGAUGUAUGUCUUCAGCUGCUGGAGAAAUCACCGGAAUUACAAGGAAGUGUAAUGUUUGGGGCAAUUGAAGGUGGAGAUAUCUUGGAAGAGAGGCUCAGAUCAGCCAGGGAGACUGCCAAGCGACCUGUGGGUGGCUUUCUGCUAGAUGGCUUCCAGGGAUGUGCCAUGGCCAAGGAGACCAAGUUGAAACUGAUAGCUUCUGUCACAGCAGAGCUGCCAGAGGAUAAACCAAGAAUUAUCCAUGGUGUAGGCAAACCAGAUGAGGUGCUCGAGUGCAUUGAAAGAGGAGUGGACAUUUUUGAGAGCUUCUUUCCCUUCCAAGUGACAGAGAGAGGCUGUGCCUUGGUUUUCAGUUAUGACUGCCAUCAAGAUCCUGAAGCAGCAGUUUCAAAACAAAAUGGUGCCCAGGACCUGGAGGAGAAUGGUGCUGAAGAAGACCAGGAUGAAAUUUCCAAAACUGACCCAGAAAUGACAGCAUUUGAGAUAUUCCUGAAGGACAAAAGGUACCAAGAUGAUUUUGGUCCUUUGCUGGAAGGAUGCACCUGUUACUGUUGUCAGAGGCAUACUCGUGCCUACGUCCAUCACCUCCUCGUGACCAACGAGCUGUUGGCUGGUGUCCUGCUCAUGAUGCACAACUUCCAGCACUACUUUGGUUUCUUCAGUGCUGUACGGGAUGCCUUAAGAGACAAUAAACUGGAUCAGCUGAAAAAUCUUGUCUUCAGGCAGGCGCUUCAAGGCCCAGCAAAUGCGAAGCCAGGCCAGUGAGUUCAGAGAAGGUUGCAGGCUACAUCCUCAUCCAGUCGGACUAUGUAAGGUGGACUGCCAACAGUGUCACCCAGCCCGGUCAGUAGUAAAAUGUCUGCCUUCCUGGAGGGAAUUGAAGGGGAUAUUUGAAGAAGAUCUCACUUCCUGGUGGGGAAGGAAGACCUUAUUCAAAUGUCCUUUUCAGGUAAUUGGCUUGGUACAUUCUCAGGGUAUGGAGGAGCCUGAACAGCUCACAAUCUCAGUAGGGAUGGCUUUGUGUUCAGUUACUCACUUGGUUUUCCAUGUGGAAGGACAUAAUUACUGAAUUUGGGAUUGACGACAAUGCAGGGCAUAUAUUUUAAAUUAACCCAGCUGCUGGUAGGAGGCUCAGCAGCUGUUUGGGACUCUCAGUCCAUACCCAACACAUAUUAUAGGUAAUUAUUUUUCUAGAAAAUCCCAGUGGUAUAGUUGUCCCAUUGUGCAGCUCCUUGAUGAGAGAUCCUGCCUCAGUCUAAUACACUGUUUCUUAUGGCCACUGCCAGCAUUUGUGUCCCUGACAAGAACUGACUGGGAGUGCUGCUGUGUUCAGUGGCACAAGGGACUACUCCUGCCUUGGGCUGCCUGCCAUGCAGAAUGUCCUCUGGGCCAGGAGGAGGCCCUCAACCUUUACCUGGCCUUGAAAACAUUUGCCUCAGGAGUCCUACUCUGUGACAUUGCAGCCAGAAAGAAGAGAAAGUGUUUAAUCCAUGUCCUGCUAAAGAGGGUUUUUUUGACUCUGUACUCUUUCAACUGUAUGGACUGAUUUCAGUCCUGCACUAGCAUGUGGUUGAUAAUGAAUGUAUGGUUCUAUGGUUCUUUCCAACUGUCCUAGCACUGGCCAAAUAGCAGGCUACACAAAUGUCAGUGUGAGAUGGAGCUCUGGAAGAGAUGUAUUGCAGGAGUAGGUGUUUAGAAAAUAUUUUUAUGGCUCCUUGUUUUAAAAUAUGACUUAAUUAUGUCACAUUCCUCUUACUCUGUUUUUUUUUUUUUUUAUGCCCCUUACUUUGGAAUACUGGAUUUAUUCAUUUUAUGUUACAAAGUAACAAUAAAAAAUUUUUACUAUUCAUUACAUUGGCUCCUCAACAUGUGACAAAGGUGAUGUACCAGAGAGCUUGAGUGCAGUGCUCAAGAAGAUGUCUCAUUGACCUAGCAGCCUGAUGGAGGAAAGUGACUCAUCUAGAAGUAGCAUCCCGUCAUGGAGCAGGGGUUCAAAUAAUUUGUUUCAAAAGAAGCCAUAAUUGACCUGGAAGUGUUAAAGCUCACGCCCAUCCCUCUCCCCAUAAGAACUCUACUACCUGAAUUAAGCUUAAAAGAAUACUACAGUUGAAGUUGCUUGCCUUAAAGCAAUUAAGGCUUAAUCUGCAGUUUGCUUUUCUUCACCUUUUCUUUAAUCAGAAUAGCUUUACCAUAGACUAUAAGGAGUCUUUACCUUCCCUGUCAGCAUUGCCUGUGUGUCCCCGUUUCCUUGGACAGAUACGCAAUGAUGGAGUCAGAGUCCUUUCUACCAUUCCAGCCUUAUCCAUUGUGUUCCAGAAACUGCAUUUGUGUUCCACAGGAUCCUAAGGAAAUGGUGCAAAGACUGCUUUGCUGUUGUCUUUAAACAGAGAUUAUGUGGAAUAGUUUAGCCACAGAAACUACAUAAAAUACAGGACUAAUGUCCUCGCUCCAAGAAGUAUGUUAUGAUUGUUAAUGUUGAUGCAGCACUGAGCAACGUGGGGUUGGUGUCCUGCAUAAUACAGCGUGAGGUAGAAGAUCUGAAAUUUUUAGGAUCCGCCUAUCUUAAAAGGAGAGGGAAUACUAAUGAAACAAAACUGUUUUGUGCUUCUUUCAAGAGGCAUGCAGGAUAUGAUGGUAGUGUUGGGACCUUGCAAUGCUUGUUUUUUGCAGUGUCUUUUUCUACAAUGUUGUGUCAGUGCAAAACCUUAUGGGUGGGGACAGUGACAAUUUUGAAACUUCUCAUUUACUUAACACUUUUCACACCCACAUAGACUCACCAAAAUACUUGAGUCAGGCCAGCAUUCAGUCACCAACCUGUUUGUGUCUGGAGUUCUGUCAGGGGUGCUCUGUGAAGACGUGGAGGAUAAGGAAUGCUAGCCAUUGUGUCCUCCUCAAGUUGCCAGCAUGCUUAUUAGUUUAGUAGCCCUAUUGCUAGUUUUGGAAGUGCCAUUUUGUGCCCUUUGGGAUCUAGCUGUGAACAGUCUCCUCUUCCUGCCCCGCCUCUGUUAUCCUAAUAAAUUAUUAGGAUUUAUUCUUUGCCUCCCAACCUGGGUGUUCUGAAAAGUUGCACGUAGCUGUACUGGGAUCCUAGUGACCUGCUAAGUGAAAUGCCAGUAAUGUGCCAUUCCCAGUAUCCCUCCUGCUCUUCCUUCUGGCCUUCUAGUCCUUUCCAUACUGCUGUGGCCCCUGUUCAUUCUACAGUCACACCGACCAGGUUUUCCUGUUACCUUUCUCUGCUUAGUCUGUGUGUGUGCAUGGGUACACCAGAGCUGCACAAAGUGAACAAUUUCCUAUUGGGCAAAAUGUGAUCAGGUACAUAUGCUCAUUAUCUAAUAAACACAGUCAUGAACUGCAUUAACCCUGAAAAAACACAAGUUUCCAAUCUUUCUGUCAGUCCUUCUAGUUCACAUUUUAAAUUUUAAGCAACGUUUUUCAUGCUAACUUAGAAAGUAUUUUAUUUUAUUUCCAAGCGGAGAUCUAAUUUCUUUCAAAAACAGAAUUCUUGCCCUAAUAUGGAGAAGAAAAGUACAUGAAGCAAACUAAAGUAUUCAUGGAGAAGUGAAAACUGAAACGACUAAGGAGUGGAAAAUUUUGUGCUAAAUUAACUUCACUUAGCACAGAAGACUGCAAAAACAUCCUUGACUGCCAUCCGUCCCCAAAUGGCAGAAUGCUAAAGAGCAGAGCAGAAUACAAAAGAGGUGGUGUGUUACGAAAGCAUUAGACCCUUGAACAUCUUUCCCUCAGCAACUUUUAGUGUAACCUGCCCCUCGCUAAAGAAAAAUCUUCCAUGCUCUUCUGUUUCUGAUGAGAAUAACUGGCAGGGCCGUGUGUUAAAUGUUAAGUCUUGUACCUUUCUGACCUCUUCAUCGGUAUUCUGCUCAGCAACCUACUCCUCUCAGAGCUAUUUUAAUAUUGGAAACUCUUUAGCAGUUUCAAAGG